CGCUACUCCAGUCUGCCCCACGCCUCCACGCAGACGCGACCUACUCUAACUGUUUACUCUCGUCUCUUCACCAGAUUGCUCCUUUCGAAACACGCUAUCUAAUCUCCACUAAUAAACCAAAGGACAAGUUUAUCACAUUUAAGCAACAGGCAAACAAGCGGCGAAAGAAUUCGCUGUACGUAGGGCUUCGAAAAACGUUAUCGUAUCCUGAUAUAAAACACAAUAACAACAGUUCUCGAGUCAGUCAACAACGGUGCCUUCUCUGCAGCGGUCAAAAAUGAGACGCGCCGUUUUUUUGUUAAGUUUUUGCUGCUACUCGUUAGCGAAGAACUGCGAUGAGAGGUCCGUUACCGCGUAUUACAAAAAACCUAUCUAUGAGUUCUCGACUGGGCUUUUGGAUAGGGUUUCCCAGGAAACCGAUGGACAUUUCGUCUGUUCUCCGAUAAGUACGUGGGUGCAACUCGUGAACCUGGCACACGGCGCCCACGGAGCUACCCUCAAGCAGAUCUGGAAGGUGACCGGACACGGGAAGCCCUGUAUGCAAAAGAUUUUAAGAAAAACCCUCAACAGCAUAUACGGGGAAGUGAAUAACUAUAAAAGCCAAAGUUUAGUGAUAGUGGAUAAAUAUUUAGCAGUGAAAAAGAGCUUUAAAAAAAAAGUGGAAAAAUUGAAAACAGUUAAAGUGGUAUCUCUAGACCGGGAUACUCCUUACGAAUCGGCAGAUCAAGCGAGUGAAAUUAUAGAAAGAGCUACAGGUGUCCGGAAUAGUGUCGACCCGUUCGAGUUUAAGCUGACUUCUUUGAUCUUGGCUGAUGCGGCUACAUUCAAAGCCGCUUGGCGGCAGCCUUUCGAUCCUGGAUUUACAACUGCGGAGCCUUUCUACCACGGAAGCGCAAAGGUGGGCGAAGUGAAUAUGAUGUCCAGCAUAGGAUACUUCAACUACGUAAACUUAACUGCCAUUAAUGCUGAAGUUAUAGAGCUGCCCUGCGUCGACGACCGUCGCAUGCUAAUAUUCCUGCCCACAAACGGGACUAUCAAAGAUUUAUUUUUCCACAUGAAGCGAAUAAGGAUAGCGACUAUAUUCAACCUGUUCAAGAAGUCUGGAAACAAGCUGGUGGUGUUAAAGUUGCCUAGGUUUAAGAUAAGCAGUGAGCUGGUGAAUUUGCCGGAGCUGAUCAGUGAUAUGGGUGUGAAGUAUAUCUUUAGGGCUAGCGGUAACCUGAAGGGUAUAAGUGAGUUUCCUAUCCGAGUGAACAGGAUGAAACAAGUGGUGGAUCUGGAGGUGACGGAGGAGGGAGUGGCGGGGGAGAUCGUGCAGAACCUGAUUAAUCCUAAAGUGGAGCCGAUUAAGUUUGAGGUGAACAGGCCGUUCGCUUUUAUGCUGGUGGAUAGACCGACUGAAAUGGUAUUGUUUGCUGGUGUGUACUCUAUCCCUACAAUGUACUAGUUAUAGUCUCUUAUGCCCAGCUACAUGAUAUGUACAAAGAGUUUUAUGAAUGCAUAUACAUAUUAUUGAACUUUCUUUGAUGUUCAGAAAUUCCAAGUUGCGAUUGCGAUAUCUCUUUGCUGACACUGUUUCACUGUUUCCAAUUGAUAAGACUUCUAUUUAACUGACACUAGACAUAAGUCCAAUAAAAUUACUUUAUUUGUCAGACAUAUUAUAAAUUUUAAUAUCGUUGGGUAUUCAAAUUAAGAACUUGAAUUUUGCUAUACUCAGAAUUUCACAGAUAAGCUUAUAAUAAAGUAGUUUAUCUUUAUACUGGCCGUAAUUUGUGGUUUUUGAACACAUCGUAUUUUUCAUAUUUUUUAUGAUAUGUGCGUAGAUAUAAUUUAGGUGAGUGUGAUUUUGAGUGUGAUACAAACAAAGGAAGGUUAAUGUCCUAGUCGUCGUCUGUAGAAAUAAUGUCGUGUUCCGACACUACAAGGUCUCUUAGUACUUUUAGUAGGUAAUGACCUAAAAGUUUAUUACUUACUAUUCACGUCUUGUUUUAGGUUGCAACUUUACCUUGAGUAUUUACUGGAGAAUCUCUGCGUUAAUUGUAUUUAAUUACAUAGCAAAAGGUACAUAACGAGCUUACCUACUGUAGGUACGGUAUGUAUAUUCAAAUAUUAUUAUAAAGUAAAAAAAAAACAAUAAUAUUGCCUGCCAAUGCUUAAUUUAAAAAAAAAGACUCGUAUGAAACAUAAAUUAUUUAGGUAUUUUUUUUGGGGUGAUUUAAUUUUCGAAAUAAUAUUUUCCGUUAGUAUUUAAAGUAUAAAAUAUGCCUGUUUUGAAAAUCUCCUUCCUGUAAAUGUUUCAAUUGCAAUUAUAUUUCAGAUGUAGCAAAAUAAAAACGCCAUUUAUUUACCAAAAGAGUAAAAAAAAAGAUAGCAAAUAAAAAACCGGUCAUAUUGUUAUAGUCAAAACCAAAACAUAAUUUAUUCAAGUAGGCUCUACCUAGGAACAAGGUUUUUCGUAUCGAAGCUUAAUACACAUUCUUUUAUGAUGUACUUACUACCUACUUACUUAAUGUUUAGGAAUGUAAUGCUUAUUGACUGUCAAUUGAUCUUCAAUCAAAACUUUAUGAUGUAUACCUACGCUACCUAACUACAGUACCUAUAAGUCUACACUCAACUCCGUAGUAAUGAUAUGAGACACUAAAUAAAUAAAUAAUUCUUAUUGUGUUUCUUGCA
Messenger RNA from Leguminivora glycinivorella, 2673 nucleotides. RefSeq names its product serine protease inhibitor 77Ba-like (gene serpin-14). Bases 278 to 1447 code for a protein of 389 amino acids. The record is from RefSeq and is a predicted model, not a curated record. The transcript has a single exon. Gene Ontology annotation, molecular function: serine-type endopeptidase inhibitor activity. Lineage: Eukaryota; Metazoa; Arthropoda; Insecta; Lepidoptera; Tortricidae.